Triticum dicoccoides is the source of this 285-nucleotide messenger RNA. Its product is annotated as UTP--glucose-1-phosphate uridylyltransferase-like. The coding region runs from base 1 to 285 and encodes 94 amino acids. Lineage: Eukaryota; Viridiplantae; Streptophyta; Magnoliopsida; Poales; Poaceae. Gene Ontology annotation, molecular function: UTP:glucose-1-phosphate uridylyltransferase activity. The transcript is spliced from 5 exons. Gene Ontology annotation, biological process: UDP-alpha-D-glucose metabolic process. The record is from RefSeq and is a predicted model, not a curated record.
AUGGUGCUCAAGCUCAACGGAGGCCUCGGCACCACCAUGGGCUGCACCGGCCCCAAAUCUGUCAUUGAAGCUUGCAAUGGGUUUACAUUUCUUGACCUUAUUGUGAUUCAGAUUGAGUCCCUGAACAAGAAGUAUGGAUGCAGUGUUCCUUUGCUUCUAAUGAACUCUUUCAACACUCAUGAUGACACACAGAAGAUUGUUGAGAAGUACUCCAACUCCAACAUUGAAAUUCACACUUUCAACCAGAGCCAAUACCCUCGCAUUGUCUCUGUUUGUGUGAUAUAG